Gasterosteus aculeatus aculeatus (three-spined stickleback) is the source of this 3175-nucleotide messenger RNA. The record is from RefSeq and is a predicted model, not a curated record. NCBI's taxonomy places the organism in Eukaryota, Metazoa, Chordata, Actinopteri, Perciformes, Gasterosteidae.
AAUAUUUCUUUUUUUAAAGUUGGAUGGAGCUGCUACACGACAACCUAUUAGCCAAGUACCACAGAAUUCAUUAGUGUUACUAAGACAUCAUAUCUAUUUCCACCAAAUUUUUGAUGUAACUACAAAGAGUACAAUCAAUUGCAUCAGCUGGUUCACCAUGGCAACUGUAAAUACACACGUAUAUACCAAUCAGAACAUAGAAUAACACACUAAACUCAUUAGACAUACAUUGUGUUAUGGUGUGAUAACAAAAAGCAGCUAAAUGUUUGUUGUUGUAGUAUUAGUUGCAAUAAGUGCAACGUUUUCAUUACAGCACAUUUAGUCUCCACCAACCUCUUAUUUCUCCCCUUAAAAACCACUCAAACACGAUGUACUGACCACAGUGGGAGUGACCACCAUCUGACUGUCGGACUAAUGAAGAGGUUAGAAUCGACUCACGUAUGAACCAUAUGAUAUUGUUCCAUUCUUGUAUUCACCGGUUUACUGGCCCUUUUUUGCAGGGCAACAACAGCACACUGACAUAUCACCAUGCCUCUGAGAAACUCUCGGACGAGCUGAGAGAGAUGGAGAAAACAUUGUCCCUUCUCCUUAACAACGGGAAGGAAGAGGAGAAGGUUCAGCAGUCGACAGCUUGUGGGGGAUGAUCGCAGUUCCUGGGCGUCACAAAAUCACAAAAACAAAGGGCUGGCCAUAAAAAUUGUCCGUCCCUGUUCCAAUAACAGGAGGGGUGGUGAUUACACCUUGACAAACGUUUCCAGACACCAUAGAGGACGAGGUCACAGUCAUGAUGCUCGCUGGUUUCUUCUUUCUGUUCCUCGUCUCAGGUGGGAGCACCUCCAAUAUUUCAGAACAAACAGAGCUUCAUGAUGAUCAACCAAACUUCAAUCAGGACAAUGAUGAAGAUGGAAGUACCAACCAGGACUCAAAAUAUCCCAAGCUUCAACAGGGGAACUAUACAAACCAGAAUGAUACGAACACGACUGUCGUAAAUCAACAAUCUGAAGGUGUGAUGAACCAUGUCGCAGACUGCUCCCAUCGGGCUAUUUAUAACCGCUUGAACCUGGUGAAAGACAACAACAACUCCAAGAUCCGGCCUUCUCGGCCUUCUCGUUCUUCAUCAGCCACAUAUGUAAAUGUGGACAUGCGUCUCUAUGCCAUUCUAGAAGUGAACGAAAAGAAACAGCAGUUUGUUUCCUACAUUUGGGUUACUUUGAGGUGGUACGACAAAGACAUAACAUGGAAUCCUGCAGAUUUCUGCAAUAUUGGGAAGAUUUAUCCCCCUUCGGAUGUAUUGUGGACUCCAGAUCUAACAAUCGAAGAGAUGAUAGAGGAUAAUAAGGUUCCUAUGAGUCCUUAUGUCGCCCUUGACUAUGAUGGAGAGGUCUAUCUUCAAAGAAACAUGGUGGUGGUCAGCAGUUGCAGGAUGGAAGUUUACAAAUUUCCCUUUGACGUCCAGAACUGCAAACUGUCUUUCAAGUCCAUUGCACACUCAUCUGAGAAUCUGAAGAUUACAACUUCGGCGGAUAGCAAAUGGAGUAUGGAAUGGUCUCUUGAAAGAAUGACGCAAUCCGAGUGGCUGUUUGUCAACUUCAACCGCAACGAGAAAGUGGUCGAAGAUCAUAAUGGAUAUAAAACCAUGCUGAUUUACACUAUCACCAUGAAGCGGCGGUCUGCCCUCUACAUCGCCAACUUCUUGCUUCCGAUCAUGUUCUUCUUGGGUCUGGACUUGGCCUCCUUUGGGAUCUCAGACAGUGGGGGCGAGAAGCUCGGCUUCAAGGUCACGGUGCUGCUGGCUGUCACUGUGAUGCAGCUUAUCCUCAAUGACAUCCUGCCUGCCUCUUCAGACAGGAUUCCUCUCAUUGCAAUCUACUGCAUUGGGGUUUUUGGUCUGAUGAUGCUGAGCCUGGUGGAGACGAUUUUGAUGAUGUAUCUAUUAGGAAAAGACGCUGCAGUCGAAGAAAACAGGGAAGAUGAAGAGCAAAGACGGAAUUUGAAGAAAAGCACGUCUGCUGAUGAAACUCCAGCCGAACAACUGUCAGUCACCAAAGAGGGCGACAGCAGCAAACCGACUGCGGAGUCCAUUGCUUUGGAGAACAUCUCAGAUGAGCUGAGGGAUGUGGAGAAAACGCUGACUCGGGUCCUCAACGGAAGGAAGAAAGGAAAUAAGGCCGGCUGCUGGACCAGGGUGGCUGAAAAAGUCAACAUUGUUUUCAUCAUUACCUAUGUCAUAGCUGUCAUUGUGUUUUUGAUUGUUCUCUUUUCACAGUGGACUAAAGAUGACGAGUAGUGCUCGCUAGAUUAACAUGGGCAUCCUCAAUGAAGUGAUUACUAAUAUUAUCAAUAUCUUGCUGAGCACACUUUGUGAAUCGGUAGUCUUCUUGAUGUGAGCGGUCCCUGUAAAGUAGAAAAACGUUACAAUUAUCUUUUGUUCAUUAUAUGUUAUCAGAGAACUCGUUUUUUUUUACAAUACCAAACGGGCUAUUUGUAAAUCAAUACUGAAUCAGCACAAUGUCAACAUUACAUUCUGGUUAUUGGUAUAAAGCACAGUGGACGAUGUCCUCGCAUACCAAAUCACAUAUCGGCAUUACAGAAAGGACGUUUAAUUGAGAAGUCUCACCAGGAGGAGCCCUUGCUCCUCUGUCCUUAACCACUUGGCUUUCUAUGCUGUAAAUGUCAUUUUGAAUCAGCUUUAAUUAUUCAUUUCUUCAUUCUGGGAUUUGGUAAUGUUCUAUUUCAAUCAAUUACCCUUUCAUGUGUUUUUUCUCAAUAACAGAGGGUGGGUUCUGUUUGUUCAACCAUCAUACUCCGCAUGCAUACUAUAUAACUAAUAUACAAUCCAUUGAAAACAUGUAAGGGGUUUUUUGUUUUAUGGUUUGAGAGAUUUCAUGCUUUAUUUAUGCACAUUUAUCCACGUCGUCAAUAACGUCUUGAUGUAUCGUACAAGAUUAACCAGGUUGUCUAGAUUCUUGCAGAAAACUUUAAAUAUUGAGAAUAUGAUCUAUUGCCAUGUAUCUUUUUAUCUGUCUAUUCAGCAAUUUGUUUUUCAAGUUACUAUAAUGUAACUAUUGGCAGACAAGAUCGCAUUUAAAGUAGCAACUAGAUCACCUCAGCUGACAGACAUUAAUGUUUUUACUAUUGUAUUGUUAUAUUGGGCUAAUAAAUUCAAAGCUAUACA